CUUGGAAAAAGCUUUUAAUUACGUCCAGCAGGCUCUCUUAUUUGUCCUGAUUGCACGAAUGGUCUCAGGUAUUUUUACUGACACCAACUGGUGAAGAUUCGAGGCUGCCACUUCAAAGAGAAGGAACUUAUUAAGGAAGUGAAUGAAAAAGACCAACUCUAGAUCAAAGCUCAGUGGACAGCUUGGCUACAAGUGAGGAUUUCAAAUGGAGUCAGCAGUUUCACAGAUUCUUCACACUGCAGCCCCACUAACCAGCUCCACCACUGCCCUGGAUGACAUCACAGAAACAAACACCACUGCAGAAACUAAUGCUUCCUGUGGAUUUUCAAAGAUCCCCUCUCACCCUGCUUUCAUAUUUGCAUACUCACUAGUGUUUCUUGUCAGUCUGGUACUUAAUUGCAUCACAAUGCGGGUUUACUUCUGUUCCAGUCAGCGUGUUCAGUCCAGUGUCACGGUUUACAUGAAGAACCUGGCGGCAGCCGACUUCUUCCUUUGCCUUUGUUUACCUUUGCGCAUUGCUAACUAUGCCGACAGUUCAGAUUUAAUGCGCAAUAUUUACUGCAGCUUUGGAGCAUCAGCAUUCUAUCUAAACAUGUACGCAAGCAUUCUCUUUAUGGACUUUAUUGCUGCAAACAGGUACCUGAAGAUUGUCCGGCCAUUGGAGACACAUGCUCUGCAGACGGUUCGUACCGCUCGGCAUAUUUCCAUUGGAACGUGGCUCUCCCUGUUAGCCAUGUCGUCUGUCUACUUGAUCCUCUUCCUCCUGACCUCUUGGGGUCACGUUCACAAGCCUGAGAAGAGUGGCUGCGAGGCCUUACACAGUCCCCAGCUCAGUCUGGUCUACAAAAUCACUCACAGUGUGUCAAUGGUGCUCUUCACGUUUGUGCUGGUGUCUCUGAUUGCUUUGUACUGGGGCACUUUGCAAAAGAUCAAACAUGCUCAGUUGUCCACACAGAACGCAUCCAGAAGCCAGAAAUUCAGGAAAUCGAAGCGUAACAUGUUGGUGCUCGUGAUGGUCUUUUGUGUAUGCUUUGUGCCCUACCAUUUGGUUAGACUGCCUUAUGCAUUCAUCAAACCUCAGACGAAACUCUGCACGGCACAGGCGUUCUACGUACUGAAGGAGCUGACCGUCCUGCUAUCAGUGCUCAAUGCUUGUCUGGAUCCUCUUAUAUACUUUAUCUUCUGCAAGGCCUUCAGAGCCCAGCUGGGCCUCAGGAGGAUGUCAGAUUCAAUGAGAGACAGCGACGAUAAAAGCCAACAAAGACGAAUGAGCAACAUGUUGAGCUACAUUGAAACCAAGAUUUCCACAUUACGACGUGAAAGUGUCAUUUAACACAAGGAUGACACUGUCCUACAGAAAAAGC
Messenger RNA from Carassius gibelio (silver crucian carp), 1364 nucleotides. RefSeq names its product P2Y purinoceptor 14-like. The record is from RefSeq and is a predicted model, not a curated record. NCBI's taxonomy places the organism in Eukaryota, Metazoa, Chordata, Actinopteri, Cypriniformes, Cyprinidae. The transcript is spliced from 4 exons. Gene Ontology annotation, cellular component: membrane. Gene Ontology annotation, biological process: G protein-coupled receptor signaling pathway. Gene Ontology annotation, molecular function: G protein-coupled purinergic nucleotide receptor activity. The coding region runs from base 206 to 1333 and encodes 375 amino acids.